Molecule: messenger RNA, 1346 nt
Organism: Populus euphratica (Euphrates poplar)
Lineage: Eukaryota; Viridiplantae; Streptophyta; Magnoliopsida; Malpighiales; Salicaceae
Product: Vacuolar protein sorting-associated protein 26
Exons: 11
Coding region: 128-1090 (320 amino acids)
Biological process (GO): intracellular protein transport
Source: RefSeq, a predicted model, not a curated record
UGCAGAAGAUAGUUUAGUCUUUACUCUUGAGUUCCCAAACUCGAAAGUAGCUCGGCUCAAUCCAGUCUCCUACCCGUUACUCGGGAACGCAGUAACUCAGUACUCAGUCUCUCUUUGAGUUGGAACUAUGUCAACAAAAAUAGCCCUUAAAUUUUCUCGAUCCAACCGUAUCUAUCGCCCCUCUGAACCUGUUGAAGGCAAAAUCGUGAUUGAAUCUUCAUCCUCAAUUUCUCACUAUGGAAUUAGCCUCUCCGUCAACGGAUCUGUUAACUUGCAGCAGGUUCGAGGAGGAUCAGCUGGAGUUAUUGAAUCCUUUUAUGGUGCUGUCAAGCCAAUCACCAUCGUGAAUAAGAGCAUUGAGGUUAAACCGUCGGGAAAGAUUGGUUCAGGCACAACUGAGGUACCAUUUACCAUGGUUUUGAAACAAAAUGGGGAAAAAAGUUCGGAAAGAUUUUAUGAGACCUUUCAUGGAACGGAUGUUAGCAUUCAGUAUUUGUUUACUGUAGAUAUAGCAAGAGGAUACCUUUAUAAAUCACUAUCUGCAACCAUGGAAGUUAUAGUUGAAAGUGAUAAAGCUGAUCUGCUUGAGCGACCAGUUUCUCCUGAAAUGGCUAUCUUUUACAUUACUCAGGACACUCAGAGACAUCCUUUACUUCCUGAAAUAAAGUCAGGUGGUUUUCGGGUGACAGGAAGAAUCUCUACUCUGUGUUCUUUGUUGGAUCCCAUCAGUGGAGAGUUAACAGUUGAAACAUCAGCAGUUCCCGUUUCCUCCAUCGACAUACACUUGCUCCGUGUAGAGUCAAUUCUAAUGGGAGAGAAAAUUGUGACGGAAACUUCUUUGAUUCAGACCACACAGAUAGCGGAUGGAGAUGUCUGUCGAAAUCUGACUUUGCCUAUCUACGUUAUCCUCCCUCGCCUUUUGACUUGUCCAAGUGUCUUUGCUGGUCCAUUUUCAAUCGAGUUCAAAGUGUCCAUAGUCAUCAGCUUUCAGUCAGAACUGCCCAAAUUGCAUAAAAAAUCUGAUCCAAGAACUCCAAGACUUUGGCUGGCAGUGGAAACUUUACCGCUUGAACUUGUCCGAACAAGAUGAGGUGAUCGGAAAGACAAUAUUUGGAUAACUUUGUGUAUAAAACGUCAGAAUACAGUAGUAUUUUUUAUUACAUAUUUAUAUCUGCUAUUAUAUCUGUUGCCUACCCGUAUGUGAUUGGUGCACUCAACACAGGCAUGCAAGGGCCAAAGAUUUGUAAGAUAUUAUGAUGCAUUUUCAAUCCUCCGAAUUCAAAUCGUCUUCAUGUUAGCAUAUUGAUAAUUUUAAUGAUGCAGAAGGUUUAACAUGCCUCUGCUAA